AUGUCUAUUCGCUAUAAGAUGACUAUCGAGAUAUCUGGAUUCCCGGCUGGAGUUGUUAAUGCAGUAACGCCACCUCACCAGGAUCUCAUAUCCGGCGACGCACGUCCAAUUCAAAUUGAUUCCAGGAGGCGAGAAGUGUUGGGUUCAAAUGGAGAAGCACCAAUUUUGAAUGACUGUAUUGUGAUGAACAUGGACUCAUUUGGAAUCCAGAUUAAGAUUCACACACUAGAAGAAGAACUAUGUGCGCCAGCACAGCGUACAAUGGACGAGAUAUGUUUAAAGCUGAGAGAGAUUGACUUGGGCUAUGCUGCUAUUUACACUGUUGAGAAAAGAGUCAGUAAAAUACAAAACAUUAUUGCUAAAGGAGAACAAUCCUUUACUGCCAACGAACAACGCAAACAUCUCUUCAAGAGGAAAGAGAUCCUUGACAAGCAGCGAGAUGAGGGCGAGGCGGAGUUCUCGAGGCUGACAGUAGCAGAUCUUCCUGAGUAUCAGCGGAAGAGAAAUCUUCUCAUGGCAGAGAUUGAUGCCGUCAAGCUAGAGCUUCAGCAACUGGCGUCCUCCAAGUCCAAGAAAGCUUCAAAGGGAACAACUAUUCGGUCAAAGUUUGCCAAGGCUUCUAGACAGGCUAGAAUUACAAAAUCUUCCGGCGGCAACAAGGCAUUUAGCAGGGCUAACACCACAGAAAACGGGUCUGGGGAUGAUGAUGAAUUGUCAUUGUCUGAGGGGCCAUUUGAAGAUGAUGGGGAGGGUGGCAAGUCCUCAAAGCGCAAAUUGAGCACCAAAUUCAAUCCCACUAUUGGCAGAAAGAGGACCAAGGCUCAGCGUCUCAUGCUGGAGGUUGUUUACAGCGAUGAGCUGAAGGAGGAGGAGGAGGCAAAUGCAACGGACCUUCAAGAGUUUAGGGUCGAUGAGUGGGAUUGUGAGGAAGAUAUAAAGGAGGAGGCCAAUUGGGCAGCUAUGACACCAAUUCAGCGGGUUGAAUAUUGUGAUGAUAUUGUGCGCUCUAUUGCCCGCUUUGAGAAGACAGGAAACUUGCAGGAUUUCCAUCCAAAAUAUCGUCAAUCACUUUGUCAUGUCCAAUCUCUACUUCCUGAGAAGUGCUUCAAAUCAAGACGUGUGGCCAUUGCCAUUCACAUGACCUUGCACGGUAAUCUCAUCUGCCGUUUCCAUAAAAGAUGCUUGAUUGACAAUGGGUUAGAGGAACCCAUGAAAGGGGAUGUCUUUGAGCCGCGGCAUCAAUCCUUCCUGAUCAAAGUAUUCAAAGAACAGUCUUUGCUCACAACGGACAACAUCUACAACCCUAACCGACCCAGAAACAUUUGCAAGUUUGAACAAGAGGUGAGAUUGUUGGAUUUGAGUAUCACCAGGCUUGCAAAGAAGUGGGAAGAGAAGACGGGAAUUGAAAUGAGGAUAAUUUUUCCGCAGAGAGAAGCAGAGCUGGAAAGGAUGAGACGGGAGGCAGCUGAGGCAGCAACAAAGCAAGGUCAGGCUGGAGAGUCGAGUGCUAUAUCCCAGUAA
Psilocybe cubensis is the source of this 1521-nucleotide messenger RNA. RefSeq lists its product as uncharacterized. Lineage: Eukaryota; Fungi; Basidiomycota; Agaricomycetes; Agaricales; Agrocybaceae. The coding region runs from base 1 to 1521 and encodes 506 amino acids. The record is from RefSeq and is a predicted model, not a curated record. The transcript has 6 exons.